Messenger RNA from Tachysurus fulvidraco (yellow catfish), 3334 nucleotides. RefSeq lists its product as uncharacterized. The transcript is spliced from 2 exons. Lineage: Eukaryota; Metazoa; Chordata; Actinopteri; Siluriformes; Bagridae. The record is from RefSeq and is a predicted model, not a curated record. Bases 250 to 1455 code for a protein of 401 amino acids.
GGGGAGGGGAGUGGGGGGUGGAGGUAGGUUCACUGACUGAAGUUCCUGUUUACAUCCAGUUCGCUAGUUCAACACACAGCAGUGAGUCUCUCUCUCUCUCACUCUCUGUUAGAUACUCUAUUGUUUCUCUGGCUUGAUGAUAUUUAGUAAAAUUGUGCUCUAGGUCUUAUAGCUAACAGGAUUAUUUAUUGCUGAUACUCACACUAGUGACUCUUUCUGUUGUAAUGAUCGGGUGGAAGCUCAGUAACCAUGGAGACAAAUAGAUUAAAAAGAAGUUGUGAGAAAAGCUCAGAGACGACAAGCAGAAUAACAGGAAAAAGAAAAUUCUUCAUAAACCGAGCAAGAGCUGGAGAAAGUGGAGACACAGCACAGAAGAGUGGAAAUGAGCAGGAGGAGGACUCUCUAUGUGCUGAUCUGGACCUCGAGCCUCUCAGUGUGGACGACUAUCAGACGCUUCUACAGAGCUUAAAGAUUAACCUGCCUGAGGGAGCAUUAAACACUGAGGCCAGCCAACGCUCCACUUAUCCUGAGGUCAUCAAAGAUUCACAAAAAAUUGUGCAAAAAAUGAGAAACGGUAAACUUACUGUAGUUCAGAAACCUCGCCUGUCAUGUGUGAAGGUUAAAAACGCUGCUGAACUGAGAGAGAGAGGCAAGAUUACAGACUUUGUAGAGAUGGUAUUUUUUAAAAAGCAGACCAAAGCCUCAGAGAGAACCUUAAAGGAGCGAUGGGAAAUGAAUGCUCAGGAAAGCGGCUGCAGGUUCAGGAUGAGGGACACAUUCAAGGAGACGCUGAUCUCCACUCCUGAAAAGUCUGCCAGUGCUGCAGGAGCUCAGAAAGCCUGGUUUGGGGAUCCAGCAGACAACAAAAACAAUGAAACAGACUGCUUCAAAUUCUUUCUUAAACACAAAGGUCUGGAACUACAAGAUGUCAAAUACAAAAGAGAAUAUAAAGUGGAAUCUGGUUUUAUCUCUGGAAGGUUGGACUUUUUAUUAGAUGUGAAAAGUUCAGCUGAAAGCAGUAAAACGUCACAGAGCGAGAAAAUCAUCAUCGAAUGUAAAGGUACAAAAGGCAACAUGGUGGGAGAUGUUUUCACUAUAACACACAAGCAAGAACAUCAGGCUGAACUCAAUGAACACCAUGACUAUUAUCAUCAAACCCAGGCCUAUCUGUACAUCCUGAAAAAGGAAGUAAACCCCGUUCCAGUGAGAGCUGUGAUGGUGGUGAAGGUCACUGCUGAAGACACAGAGCCAGAGUUCUACUGGGGUGAGGUGAGAGACAACUCAGAGCACAUGGAGGAACUGAACAACUUCUGCGAAGAGGAGGCACUGCCUCGCUUCCUGGCUGCUCUCAACCUCAUCUUUCAGAAAGUUACAGAAGGACAAGAAGAGAAGGAAACGGAGCAACCAGGAAAGACAGAAAGAGAUAGAGAGAUGGAAAGCAUCAGCAGCAGUUGAUCAUUGUGGGGAUUAAAGGAAAUUGUUAAGUCGUGUCUAAUCACUUCUAAAUUUCUGCAAAUCCAACAUGAUCCUUUAAGGAUGAGGAAUUUCAUUAUUACACAAUUUUAACACACACACACACACACACACACACACACACACAAACACACACACAUACAUACACACACAAACACACAAACACACAAAUACAUACAAACACACACACACACACACACACACACACACACACACACACACACACACACACACACACACACACACACACUUGUGUAAUAUUUAAUAACGAUUUUUGGACUCUUUAGAGAGCUGAGGUCUGGACACUUCUUUAAAAUAUCUGAGCUGAAUAUGUUGUGUGUGUUUGUGGUGAUUAUUAACACAUGAUUAACACUUACAGGGUUUUCUGUAAACUUUUUCACUUUUUCCACUCUUUUAAAAUGACGAUUAGUCAUCAUGUAAAAUCUUUUGGAGGUUGUAUAAGGCUGUCUCUCUCACAAACACACACACACACACACACACACACACACACACACACACACACACACACACACAAACACACACACAAACACAUCAGUUACACAGUAGAACAUCCCCGAGAUGCAGCUUCAGCUUCCUACAGUAAACACACCAGUGAAGGACACCGAGUCUCGACAGAAAAAACAACAUAAGGUCAGAAGAAGGAGGAAUUGCAUUAAUGGCAGAACAAGCAGCACAGUCUGGUAAAGCUGAGCAGGAACUGGCAGCUCUCAGUGCUGAUGACUUCCUGGAUCUGGGGGAGUUAUUGAAGAUUAGAUUCCCUAAAGGGGUUGUGACACCUGAGGCCGUCGCUCAGUCCACACGCUCAAACGUCAUUGCAGAUGCAGCACUCAUUAAACAGGAUCUGGAAAACUGCACGCUCCGAAUCGCUCAGAUUCCUCGACUGGCCUGUGGGAAAAUCCAUCAGGUGUUGAUGCUGAAAGAGGAGAAUAAAUUUGAAGAAAUCACAAAAACUAUAUUUUUUAGAGACUCGGAAGGAGAAACCCUGAAGAAACGAUGGGAAAAAAUCACUCAGGCUGGUUGUAGGUUCCGGAUGAAAAACACAUACCAAGAGACUGUUAGAUGUCGCGGGUCAAGAAACUCCUUUAGGAAUAAUCCCGAAAACCAGUUGAUUGCAUUGGAGUGCCUCCAUUUCUACCUACAACAGCUGGGGCUCACUCCAAAUGACGUUGACUACAAAACAAACGGAAGGCCGGAGUUCGGAUUCCUCUCUGGAAAGACCAACUUUCUAGUGGAAAUGAAACACUCUCCUGAAGACACUUCACCAUUUGAGAAAGUCAUCAUUAAAUGUAACAGUUCAACAAGUGAGAGUGGAGGAAAUAUAUUCAUUCGACCCAAAGAAGGUCAUCAGGCUGAGUUCCACUCUUCCCAUCAGUCCUACCUUCAGGCUCAGGGCUGUCUGUUCAUCCAGAAAGAGAAAGAGAAGCUGGAAGAGAAUCAGCUUCCGAUCAGAGCUGUGAUGGUGAGAAAAGUUGAACAAACGUUUUACUGGGGCCACGUGAGUGAAGCCACGGAGAAGAUCGAACAACUGAACAACUUCUGCAAAAAUGAAGCAUUGCCUCGAUUCCUCGCUGUUCUCAGUCUGAUCUUUGAGAAAAACAACUAGAAGUGUUCAGACGCCGUAUGUUAGAUGUCACUUCAUGAUUGUUUUACAAGAACCUUCUGUGGUUAUUAGAGCCUCAGGAAGAUGAAACUCCUUUUGUGUAUGACUCUUCUUAUUAUCUUCUCCUUUUCUGUCACUUUUUUAUUUAUGAUUAAUUAUAAAAUGAUUAAUAAUAAAAUACUAUGUUGUUUACAAUUUUAUGAAGUUCAUCCAAAAAGAAUAAAAACUUGACUAAAUGAA